This is a messenger RNA of Camellia sinensis, 1146 nucleotides long. RefSeq lists its product as uncharacterized. The record is from RefSeq and is a predicted model, not a curated record. Lineage: Eukaryota; Viridiplantae; Streptophyta; Magnoliopsida; Ericales; Theaceae.
UUAAGUGUGUGUACAUAGGAAGGGGUGUGUGCAAAUUGAAGCUCCCAAACGGAGAUGAUGUGGAGGGUUGCGAUGGGGUUUGGAAACUGAAGAAGCCUGGUGGGUAACAACUCAAGCUCUGAAGGAAGGCAGGCAGGCAACAAAGAAUGAACAGAAAAUCGAAAGCAGAAAAAGAAGGAAGGAGGAAGGGGUGCGAUGGUGGUGGUGGUGGUGGUGGUGGUGGUGAUGAGGUAGAUUUGCUGCUGAGAGCGGCGGAGGACGAGUUGCUUCUCAACCUCAGCGUCAACUCUCACAUGUCUCGUGGUCUCUCCUCCUCGUCUUCUCCAUCUUCCUACAUCGACCCCGAUCUCGACCGUCGCUUCCAAGCCCUUCGAUCUUCUCGAUCACAGCCACCGUCCAAGAAGCAACCCCAACCACCACCACCAGAAACAAAAGCCGAUCACGAUCGAUCUUCUCGAUCACAGCCACCGUCCAAGAAGCAACCCCAACCACCACCACCAGAAACAAAAGCCGAUCACGAUGAUAAUCAGAAGAAAAGGGUUGUCUUCGAUAGCAGCAGCAGCAGCAACCACACCGAAGAUGAUCUGUUGGCUCGAUUCGCUGCUCUCAAGACCUCUUUCCCCAACAAGUCCAACGGUGGUGAUGAGCAAUCUAAUAAUCGAUCAACAAUUGCAAUUGCGAGUGAUGAUGGAGUAGAUGAGGAUGAUGAAGUGCAGAAGCUGAUCCAAUGGGCCAUUGACGCCGCUCGACUCGAUCCUUCUCCUCCCACCGAUUCCGAUGAUGACCCCACCAACAACAAUAUUGAUGAUGAUGAUGAUGAUGAUGAUGAUGAUAGCGACGACGACAGUGACAUUGACGAUCAUCAAAAGAAGAAGAAGAAGAAGAAGAAGAAGAAGAAGAAGGGGCAAAAGAUCAAGUAGAAAACACGUUUGUUUGUGCAGAAAUGUUUCAAUUUGAAGGAUUCCUUGUUAAAACUGGUUUAAUUAUAUUUUGAAUAUCUCUGUACCAAAAAUGGAUAUGAUUGAGAGUCUCAAAUUGAGUUCUGAUUGAAUAACCUACCUUACCUGCUAUUGUUCUGUAUACAAUGAGUGAAUUGUUAUAUGAAACCUAGCUCUAAUAAAGUCCCUUCAAAUUGCUUGUUUGUCC